CAGCUCCCUCCUCCCUUCCCAUUCAAGCUGUGUGCUGGAGCUGUCACUGGCGCGGUGGUGCUGAACAGACGUGGCCGGUAGAACAUGCCUGUGCCUCGGCUGUCCUUGUGCUGAGCAUCCUAUGGCAGGACUGAGCAGGCUCCAAAGCCAUGAACGACAGCGGCAGCUCUAUGCUGAGCACUGGGGAGGACAGGAGAGUUCACCACAGAUACCAGCUGCCCCAUGAGACUGAUCCAAGCUUCAGGAGGCCUCUAUGCCAUCCCAGGGAGAGUGGACUUGCUGGGGGACGGAGACGGCUAUCGCCACGGACAACCGAAAGCCCCCCGAUAAUGAGAAGACUCCCUCCGCAAGAGGGGGUACGAAAGCCUAGGCACCCCACCAGCCCUCAAUAUGCCCAGUACCCCGCUAAUCCGCAUCAGUACCCUUCCAUUUAUUCCCAGUACCCUUCCAGGUACUAUCACUCCAGCAGCCCACCUGCUGCUGAGCACCAUAGUCAUAUUCAGCACCAUCCUAAUUAUCAAAGUCAUCAUCCACAGACUCCCACUCACCACCCUCAUCCUAGUCACCAGCACAUGACUCCACAUAGGCAGACUCCCAGUCCCAAGCAGCAGUCUCCCAGUCCCAGGCACCAUUCACACAGUCCCAGGCAGCAACCUUCCAGUCCCAGGGACUACCCACCCAGUCCUAGGGAACACACACCUAGUCCCAGGCUGGUGUCUCCCAAUCCCAAGGAGCAGCCAGAGACUAGAAAUGAACAGAGAACAAAGAAGAAAGAGGCUGAGAAGGUUUCAGAAGGAGCUUCCACCCAGCCAACCAAAGUCAGUGACCUUCCACCGGCCAAGAGCAGUGACAGUGACCCCGAUCCAGACUCCGAGCCCCUGUUUGUGGAGCUGCACCCAAUUCUGAGUUCUGUGUUUGGUCAGGAGUUUGGCAGAAGCAAAAAUGCGGACAGAGAGCUGCGUCCAGAGGAAAUAGAAGAGCUCAGAGAAGCCUUCAAAGAGUUUGACAAAGACAAAGAUGGAUAUAUCAGCUGUAAGGACCUAGGGGAUUGCAUGAGGACCAUGGGAUACAUGCCAACCGAGAUGGAGUUAAUAGAACUGUCUCAGCAAAUCAAUAUGAACCUUGGAGGACAUGUUGACUUUGAUGACUUCGUAGAGUUAAUGGGUCCUAAGCUUCUAGCAGAGACAGCUGAUAUGAUUGGAGUAAAGGAACUUCGAGAUGCCUUCAAAGAGUUUGAUACCAAUGGAGAUGGAGAGAUCAGUACAUGUGAACUACGGGAGGCAAUGAAAAAGCUUCUGGGACAACAAGUUGGUCACAGAGACAUUGAGGAUAUCAUACGUGAUGUUGAUUUAAAUGGGGAUGGACAAGUGGAUUUUGAAGAGUUUGUUCGUAUGAUGUCUCGCUGACUAUAAUGAAAUAAUGUCCAUGUUACCCACUUGACUGCGCCACUUUGGCGAAGCUGUGCCUCAAUCACUCCACUAAUAUUUGGACUUGAAAGGGCAGUGCCCACAUCAGCCAUAAUGUCCCUAUCUUGGAGGCACCAUGUUAAUGCCAUGUCAGUAUUCUUGUUGUGGAAUACAGCACAGGUCAUUAUUCCUGCUGAUCCCGCUGCUCUGACUCUUGGUGUGCCAUCCCACUCCCAGAAAUGUGAUAAUCAAUGUAUGGGACAACCAUAAGGGGCUUGCUUCUAACUGUCACACAGCUUGAAGAAGCCUUCAGGAUGCUGAGAAGAACAAACCUGUGUGUGCAUGAGACAGCUCCCAUCAUGUGAUUUUUAACUCCUAGAGGAUUUGUGCAAUAAUAGAAUAGAAUCUGCUUCCUGGAUUUUCAACUAUAUUAAAUAAAUAGUCUUAAAUAUA
Rana temporaria (common frog) is the source of this 1859-nucleotide messenger RNA. RefSeq names its product calcium binding protein 1 (gene CABP1). The transcript has 7 exons. The coding region runs from base 150 to 1406 and encodes 418 amino acids. The record is from RefSeq and is a predicted model, not a curated record. Lineage: Eukaryota; Metazoa; Chordata; Amphibia; Anura; Ranidae. Gene Ontology annotation, molecular function: calcium ion binding.